AUGAAGUCGGUUUUGGAAAAGCGCCUUCUCAGGCGCGAGCUUGGCGAGUAUACGCCUUUCUCCAGCAUCGCGGGAAUAUAUGGAGAUAAAACUUGGAUUGAGGAUAUGGAUAUUGUCAAUGAAUUGGGCGGUCAUACUGGUUGCGUUAAUGCCUUAAGUUGGUCUACUUCGGGGAGACUUCUGGCCUCUGGCUCUGACGAUCAGCACUUGAAUAUCUACUCCUAUCAGCCUGAUUCAUCCACCGCACCCUUCUUCCUCAACACUACCAUACAAACUGGUCACUCCGCAAACAUAUUUUCAGUAAAAUUUAUGCCACACUCCAAUGACCGGACACUUGUCUCAUGUGCAGGAGAUUCCGAAGUCCGUGUUUUUGACAUUGAGCACUCGGGCCGAAUGUCUGUGUCAUCAGAAUUUGCUACUUCCGCGAGAAGUCGUCGGUUCAAUAACUUUUUUAAUGGAAUGUGGUACUUGACAGACGCGAACACGAAUGCUCGUGUAUAUAGAUCCCAUGCGGACCGAGUGAAACGAAUCGUCACGGAGUCCUCGCCGUACCUGUUCCUCACUUGCUCAGAGGAUGGUGAGGUUCGACAGUGGGAUUUAAGACAGCCGUCUUCUGCAUAUCCUUCACCUCGUGGCGGGCAAGGUUUUAUGGCUUAUAGGCCCGGUCUUAACCAUGAUGACUCUAAUGUUCCUCCACCGUUGAUAUCAUACAAACGAUAUCACAUCGACCUAAACAGUAUAUCCUGUUCCUCGAGUCAGCCGCAGUACAUUGCUCUCGGAGGAGCACACUUGCACUGCUUCCUUCAUGACAGGCGAAUGCUGGGGCGUGACUUUCUUGCUGAACGAGGCAAGAUGGGAAGUCUAUCUCCUGGUCCCUGGAGUACUGAUGAUGAUGCUAUGAGUCAGGCAACUAGAUGUGUUCGACGGUUUGCGCCCAACGCUCAGAAAAAAGUCAGAUCUGGAGAUAACGGCCAUAUCACAGCAUGCAAGAUAAGCGAUGCCAACCCUAACGAAAUAGUAGUCAGUUGGUCUGGGGAUCACAUAUAUAGCUUCGAUAUUAUGCGCAGCCCUGAUGCUAGAGAUGCCAAGAAUGCUGAAGAGCCAACUAUUCAAGAAAACUCUCGUUCCAGAAAGACAAAAAAAUCUAGGGCCCGAAAGCGGAAGCGAGAAAACACUAACCGUGCAUCCAGGGCAAGUAGCAACAGAUACAAUUCACGGUUAAGAUCUGGCGGUAGCCAAGAAGACCCAGAUAUGUCUUUUAGAGUCAGAUAUGGGAAUGGUCGGUCAGAGGAUAUUUCACUUGAUUCUCUCCCAGGAGGUAUCCCUGGCGCUCCUUCAGAGCUGAUAGAAAGAGCACGAGACUGCGAUUUAUUCCACCAAAUCGUACCUGCUCCAACUGAAAAUGGAUUGAUAGAUCCUUCGGCCCAAUUUGGAUACGAUUUCCUAAAAGCAAUCCUCCUCUGGCUCGAGGGUGGACGACAGUCUCUUUUGCGAGGCUUCAAGUGGAAUCGCGCCCACCGUCACGAUAGUGACAGAUUUCCCAUACCCGAAGACGCUGAAGAAGAUUCCAUCGAAUCUAUAUUAAUUCCAUAUCUACGAAAUCUAGCAGGGGAUGAAGCUAUCAAAAACGUUGAUGCGUCGAGAUUUGAACAUGAUUCAUCGCGCGUCUUGUUUGUCUCACAGUUAGCUGCUGUUAAUGCAUUUGCGGAAUGCAUUAAAUUGUCUCUAACAGACCUUGUAGGGAGCGCUGCAGCUUCCGCAAGAGAAGGGGGUGGUGAGAGCAGUGAAGGCGGAACAGAUUUGCAAUCUUUGGAUCGCAAUACCUCCUUUCGAUUCUGGGGCCUCAAGGUAGGCAGGGGAAUACUCAUGGAGGUGGGCGAGGGUGUCAACUUUGAAUUCGUUAACCGUGCCUUUGGUGGUAUUCGGGCUACUGUGGAAGAGGACGAUGAAAAUGAUGAUCAAAGGGAAAGAAUCCAGGAAGACAUUGAUCCUGAUGAGGAAGAGGAACAGAUCGAAGAAGUUAGACUAAUGACUUCUGCUGAUCGAGCGACGAGCAGGAGCCAGCGACCAGCGGAUAAUCCUAUGAGCGACCAACCUCCACAAGACCCAGAGUCACCAGUAGCUGGAUCGCUAAACCAACGCCUGGCAGAUUGUGAUUCUGACGAAGAAGACUCUGGGACGGAUGACGACGGACCAGAUGGCUCUUAUGAUUAUCUCUCAGAUUCAGAAAAUAGCGGCCGCGCCAGCGACUCUGACGAGAGUGACGAAUUUGGCGGGCCUGCUGGUCGGUUAUUUGUCCGACGGGGUGGUAAUCGGCGAAAUGCAGUUGAAAGCCAUGUUCCCUGUUCCACACAUUUAAAUGUUUAUCGAGGACAUUGCAAUAUAAAAACUGUCAAAGACGUGAAUUAUUUCGGAUUAGACGACGAAUAUGUGGUUAGUGGCAGUGAUUCUGGACAUGUUUUUAUCUGGGACCGGAAGACCUCGGAUUUGGUCAACAUUCUGGAGGGCGAUAGCGACGUUGUCAACGUGGUUCAAGGCCAUCCGUACGAACCAACUCUUGCUGUUUCUGGGAUCGAUCGAACUAUCAAAAUAUUCUCUCCAGACACUCGAGCUCAACAUAAUGCCCGUCUAGGAAUUAAUAUUGCUGAUCCUGAUGCGCACGCUAAUAUCGUUUCUGGGAGUCAUGUUGGAGGAAACCAAACAGGUCGUCACGAACUUGGGCUUAAGAGCCGAAAGCGCAUGCAGGACAGCUAUCAGAUAAUGAGUCAAAAUGACAUCAACCGGCAGGGAGGGAUGAACGAAGCUUUCAUCACGAGGGGUAUGCUGGCGCGCCUGGCAGCAGCGCUGAGAGAAAGACAGGUUAUCCGAGGUACCAUAGAGACUACAGAGGGUGGCGAAGGGGGUACCAUCAUCUUGGAUGAGAAUUGCAACGUUAUGUGA
Histoplasma mississippiense is the source of this 2940-nucleotide messenger RNA. RefSeq lists its product as hypothetical. The record is from RefSeq and is a predicted model, not a curated record. Lineage: Eukaryota; Fungi; Ascomycota; Eurotiomycetes; Onygenales; Ajellomycetaceae. Gene Ontology annotation, molecular function: protein binding. Bases 1 to 2940 code for a protein of 979 amino acids. Gene Ontology annotation, cellular component: Cul4-RING E3 ubiquitin ligase complex; cytoplasm. Gene Ontology annotation, biological process: negative regulation of fatty acid biosynthetic process. The transcript has 6 exons.